Molecule: messenger RNA, 1107 nt
Organism: Closterium sp. NIES-65
Lineage: Eukaryota; Viridiplantae; Streptophyta; Zygnematophyceae; Desmidiales; Closteriaceae
Source: the annotation of a GenBank genome assembly
AUGCUGAAGCCGCGUUGUUACCGGGCGAACUUUUCGCGCCGCAUCUUACAUCCCAUCAUGACUCUCUACCCGUCGAUCUCGGCGAUGCGAGGCUUUGAAUUCUACUGUCCUGAUCGAAGGCCAGGCGUCCACGUGGCAUGGCAAAUCGCCGUGACGUUUUUGUUCGUCCUGGCGGUGUGCCCAUCGAAAUUGAGCGCGCUGCGGCUAGGAGCGGCGCGGCGAGCGGCGAGCGAACCACGUCUCGCCACGUUGGUUCUUCUUCCGGAGAAUAAAUACGGAGCGCGAUGCCUGGAUGGGAGUCCGCCGGGGUAUUACCUGCGGGCGGCACCUGGGGAAGGCGUCACCUCGUGGCACAUCCACUUUCCGGGCGGCGGGUGGUGCGGCAACAAGAGGCAGUGCAGAUGGCGGGCCGGGCGGCUGCUGGGCGGCACCACCAGGUGGCCGCCGACCAAUAACGCCUCGUGGGUGCAGGGCCGUUUCAGAGGCAUCUUGAGCAGCAACGAUGAGGCGAACCCGUUCUUUGCGGGGUGGCAUCUGGCCAUGCCUGUCUACUGCGAUGGGGGCGGCUAUGCGGGAGCAGCCGGGCGCGUGGCCGUGGGGGAGGGGCGCUACGUGCACAUGGAUGGCAGCAGGAUCGUCAGCGCUAUCAUGGACGACCUGCUGGCGAACCGGGCGAUAGAAAGGGCGACGACGGUGCUGGUGUCGGGGACGUCAGCGGGGGGGCUGGCAGUGAUGCGCCUGUGUGACUCCCUCGCUGCUCUGCUGCCCCGCGCCACCGUCAAAUGCCUCCUCGAUGGCUCCUUCUUCCCCGACGCACCGGACCGCACGGGGCGAAUGCACUUCCAGAGCCUGGCUCAGCAGGUCUCAGCGCUGCAUCAAUUCUCACCGCGGUCCCGCUGUGAUCAAGUGACCCCUGCAUCUGAGCGGUGGCGAUGCUUCUUUCCCCAAUACGCCCUUCCCCUUGCCUCUUCUCCCUUCUUUAUCGUCAACCCUGCCUUCGAUAGAGUCUCGCUGCUGAUUGUGAAGGUUGACAGGACUCCUAUCAAUGUGGCUGUUGCUCGAUGGGUGGCAUGGGGGAGUACUGAUCCACCAAUGCUUUACGCUUGA